AAGAUGAAAUUUCAGCGAAAUUGUUGGCGGACACAUUAUCUGAUGUUCCUGACAACGCUGAUAGUGACAGUGAAAAUGACAGUGACUCUUCUAUUAUUGGAAAUUGGCAAAACAAAAUUGUGUAUCCUUUACCGAGUUACAGUGACAGUGAACAAAGCGCGAACGAAAAAAUUCCUUAUAGAAAACAAAUGGGGUUGAAGAAACAUGAAUGCAGUUUAAUUUACUCUGUGUUGAAAUUUUCAUUUAAUAUGUUACAAUCAUUUAUUCUUGGCAAUACUUUGUGUCUGUGUUUAGAUGAUUACAUCGCCAUUGGAGCUGACGAGGAAGAAUUAGGAUCUCAGAUUGAGGAAGCUAUAUAUCAAGAAAUAAGGAAUACAGACAUGAAAUACAAAAAUAGAGUACGAAGUAGAAUAUCAAAUCUUAAGGAUGCAAAGAAUCCAAAUUUAAGGAAAAAUGUACUGUGUGGGAAUAUUCCUCCUGACUUAUUUGCUAGAAUGACGGCAGAGGAAAUGGCUAGUGAUGAGCUCAAAGAGAUGCGGAAAAACUUGACAAAAGAAGCUAUCAGAGAACAUCAGAUGGCCAAGACAGGUGGAACCCAGACUGACUUAUUCACGUGUGGCAAAUGUAAAAAGAAGAACUGUACUUACACACAGGUACAAACUCGUAGUGCUGAUGAACCGAUGACAACAUUUGUUGUCUGUAAUGAAUGUGGAAAUCGAUGGAAGUCCUGUUGA
Molecule: messenger RNA, 734 nt
Organism: Hipposideros armiger (great roundleaf bat)
Lineage: Eukaryota; Metazoa; Chordata; Mammalia; Chiroptera; Hipposideridae
Product: transcription elongation factor A protein 1-like
Exons: 6
Biological process (GO): positive regulation of transcription by RNA polymerase II; DNA-templated transcription
Cellular component (GO): nucleus
Molecular function (GO): zinc ion binding; nucleic acid binding
Source: RefSeq, a predicted model, not a curated record